AUGACAACUCCAUUCCCAAUCGACAACCUCCCCUACGGUGUCAUUUCGACCGCCGACAAUCCAACCCCGCGCUGUGCGACAGCCCUGGACGACACCGCCAUCGACCUCCGUGCGAUAGAGAAGGAUGGCCACUUCAAGUCCGUUGCUGGAUUUGAAACAGAUAUAUUCUCACAGCCAACGCUCAACGCCUUCGCUGCCCUCCCCAAGUCCUCCCACAGCCAGGUUAGGGAUCUCCUAACAACUCUGCUCUCCAAUGCAGACACUCGCCCCAAAUAUGCGAUUCCACUGGAGAAAGUCACAAACCAUUUCCCGAUGGAUACGAAGAACUUCUCCGACUUUUACUGCUCGCUCGAGCAUACCCAAAACUGCAGCAAAAUAAUGAACAUAUCCAUGCCGUCAAACUGGUUCAUAAUCCCCAGCGUCUACAACGGCCGCACAUCCAGCCUGCGUAUCUCCGGCACGCCCAUCCGCCGCCCAAACGGCGUAUUCCCACCCUCAAGUCCCAGUGUUGGCAACAAUAAACCCACCUUCCAACCCUCCACCCGCUUCGACUUCGAGCUCGAAAUCGGCCUCUUCCUCUCGCGCCCGCUCUCCCCCGGCUCUAUCCUCGACAUCGCCGACGCCCCGCAGUAUAUCUUCGGCAUGGUGAUCCUGAAUGACUGGUCCGCGCGGGAUAUCCAGGGGUUUGAGAUGGUCCCGCUAGGUCCGUUCCAUGGGAAGGGCGCGGGGACGACGAUUUCGCCGUGGAUUGUGACGGCGGAGGCGUUGGGUGCGUGUGCAGCUGCUGGUGUCAAAGUGCAGGAUCCGGCGCCGUUGAGGCAUUUGGCUUGGAGGGGGAGGAGAGACGAGGAGACGUGGGAUGUGGAGUUGACGGCUAGGGUUGUUAGGAAUGGCAAGUCGUAUCUCGUUACGGAGACGAACUUGAAGGAGCUCUACUGGACGCCGUAUCAGCAGCUGGUGCAUCUUGCGAGUGCCGGAGAGGGACUGAGUACGGGGGAUAUCUUUGGGACUGGGACUGUGACGAGUGAGCGUAUCAAUUCCAACGGAGAGAAUAUGGGUAUAGCGUGUCUGCUGGAACGUCACUUGCCGGAGAACAAAUUGGCUAGUUUGACGGAAGGACAGAUUGGGUUUCUUGAGGACGGGGAUGAGGUUGUUAUGGAGGGCUGGUGCGUGAAUCGCCAUACUGGACGGAGAUUUGGCUUUGGGGAGUGUAGUGGUGUCGUUCUUCCCGCUUUGAAUGUUGAUACUUAG
Molecule: messenger RNA, 1251 nt
Organism: Aspergillus puulaauensis
Lineage: Eukaryota; Fungi; Ascomycota; Eurotiomycetes; Eurotiales; Aspergillaceae
Exons: 5
Coding region: 1-1251 (416 amino acids)
Biological process (GO): homogentisate catabolic process; L-tyrosine catabolic process; L-phenylalanine catabolic process
Molecular function (GO): fumarylacetoacetase activity
Source: RefSeq, a predicted model, not a curated record